Messenger RNA from Spirometra erinaceieuropaei, 393 nucleotides. The record is from the annotation of a GenBank genome assembly. NCBI's taxonomy places the organism in Eukaryota, Metazoa, Platyhelminthes, Cestoda, Diphyllobothriidea, Diphyllobothriidae.
AUGGGCCUUUUCGGCCGCAUGCGCAUCCACGAGAGCGGCCUUGACCGCACUCCCUACACACCCACCACAUCCAACACAUCCACCGUGCACACGCCCACCAUCGCUCCAUCCGUCCGCGCCACCACCACCACCACCACCACCACCACCACCGCCUCCUCUGUAGCUGACGCUGGCACCGCCGACUUCUCAUGCCCACACUGUCCAUGCACAUUCACCUCACGCAUCGGCCUGGCCGGUCACUUGCGAAUCCAUCGCACAGAGACUGGCGAACCAGUGCCUGGAGCACCCACCUAUACCCACCAAGCUCGUCUCAACUGCCCACACUGCCCUCGCACUGUCAGGCAUCGCAUGGGCCUAUUCGGCCACAUGCGCAUCCAUGACGACCUGCGGUAG